GAAUUCUCAUAGCAAUUCGUAGUUUUACACAGAAGGUCUUCUUCUUCUUCUUCUUCUUUCUUCUUCUUUACUUUUGAAUCAUCUCUUACGUUCUUCAUUUGAUUACUUUCUUGGCAAAAGAAAGAGAGAAAAAAAUGGCUCCUGAUACCGUUAGUAGUGCACCAGUCCCUGGUAGUCUUGUUAAGGCUGCUAGUAUAUCUAGCCGUGCCUACGUUACAUUUCUGGCAGGGAACGGUGACUAUGUGAAGGGUGUGGUUGGUUUGGCCAAAGGGUUGAGGAAGGUGAAAACUGCCUACCCGUUGGUGGUUGCAGUUUUGCCUGACGUCCCGGAGGAGCACCGCCGCAUACUGGUGAACCAGGGCUGUAUAGUCCGGGAGAUUGAGCCUGUUCAUCCUCCUGAAAACCAGACUCAGUUUGCCAUGGCCUACUACGUUAUCAACUACUCCAAACUUCGCAUCUGGGAGUUUGUGGAGUAUAGCAAGAUGAUAUACUUGGAUGGUGAUAUUCAAGUGUUUGAGAACAUAGAUCACCUCUUUGAGUUGCCAGGGGGAUACUUUUAUGCUGUCAAGGACUGCUUCUGUGAGAAGACUUGGAGCCACACCCCACAAUACCAGAUUGGGUACUGUCAACAGUGCCCUGAUAAGGUCCAGUGGCCUCAAGAGUUGGGUCCUAAGCCCCCUCUUUACUUCAACGCCGGCAUGUUUGUUUAUGAGCCCAGUCUUCCCACAUAUGAUGACCUCUUGAGCACCCUCAAGAUUACCCCUCCUACCCCUUUUGCUGAGCAGGACUUCUUGAACAUGUUCUUCAGGGAUGUUUAUAGGCCAAUUCCGCCAACUUACAACUUGGUUUUGGCCAUGCUAUGGAGACAUCCGGAGAACGUUGAGCUGGAAAAGGUGAAGGUAGUCCAUUACUGUGCUGCUGGAUCCAAGCCAUGGAGGUACACUGGCAAGGAAGCCAACAUGGAUAGAGAAGACAUCAAGGUGCUAGUGAAGAACUGGCGGGAUAUUUACAACGAUGAGGCGUUGGAUUACAAGAGGUCCUCUGCAAAUGUUGCUGUGACGACUAGGGGUGAAGCUAAUGCUAGGAGGAGUCUAAAAACUAGAGCUCUUCGCUCCAUUCCGGCCCCAUCUGCAGCCUGAAAUAUGUAGCUGUGAUUUCAUCGAGAGAGAGAACUUUAAUUAUGUAUAUGGAUAUAUGAAGCAAAUCCAUCGUACUGUUAAUAGGCCUUCCAGCAUUUUUAGAAGGAUGGCUCUUUCAUAAGAGAUUGAUUUUUUUUUUUUUGUGUUUCACAUUUCUUGGUUUUGUAUAGAUUCGAAUCAUGUUUUGUGUAUCACAUUGCUUGGUUUUGUAUAGAUUCGAAUCAUGAAUAUGAAUUAUAUAUAUGUUAAUGAAAGGAACUGUUAAUUCUGCUAUGUCUAUAA
Messenger RNA from Coffea eugenioides, 1421 nucleotides. RefSeq names its product galactinol synthase 2-like. Bases 135 to 1139 code for a protein of 334 amino acids. The record is from RefSeq and is a predicted model, not a curated record. Gene Ontology annotation, molecular function: glycosyltransferase activity. The transcript is spliced from 3 exons. NCBI's taxonomy places the organism in Eukaryota, Viridiplantae, Streptophyta, Magnoliopsida, Gentianales, Rubiaceae.